Messenger RNA from Drosophila guanche, 614 nucleotides. It is a transcript of the gene CCAP, whose product is annotated as cardioactive peptide. NCBI's taxonomy places the organism in Eukaryota, Metazoa, Arthropoda, Insecta, Diptera, Drosophilidae. The coding region runs from base 78 to 554 and encodes 158 amino acids. The transcript is spliced from 3 exons. The record is from RefSeq and is a predicted model, not a curated record.
CAUUUCGCUCUCGAGUGUUAAGCAUCGCGGCUGUAGCUCACAGUCUAAGCGGAUCCAUUUUUCAUUUUGUCACCAUCAUGAAGAGUUCUCUCAAAAUGUGCCUGGGUCUGGUCGUGCUCCUGAUUUGCCUGCUCUCUGGCAAUGCCUCUUUGGAGAGGGAGAUGGACAACAACGAAGUGAAUAACUUGUCAAAUCACAAACUCAGCGGAGUUAUACAAUGGAAGUACGAGAAGCGACCAUUUUGCAAUGCAUUCACAGGUUGUGGCCGCAAGCGUACCUCGUAUCCCUCUUAUCCGCCCUUUUCGCUAAUUAAACGCAAUGAGAUUGACGAUAAGCCCUAUAAUAAUGAAUAUUUGUCGGAGGGACUGAGUGAUUUGAUCGACAUCAAUGCCGAACCAGCUGUUGAGAAUGUGCAAAAGCAAAUAAUGUCCCAGGCGAAGAUCUUUGAGGCCAUCAAGGAGGCCAGCAAGGAGAUUUUCAGACAGAAGAACAAUCGGAAAAUGCGCGAGAAUGGACAACGGCUACAAAUGCAGGAGGAUCGCGAGAAUAUGUAAAUGACAACUAACUAAGGCCGACCCCGAUUUUGUUAUUGUAUAUAACACAUAUACAUACAU